UGUUUUAAAAAUGCACCCUCUAGUUGUGUUAAAAAAUUGUCCAAGAAUGGUAUAUACACAUUGGACCUAUAGUAGUCUUCUGCUGUAAUAUUUCCAUUUAUUGACCUUUUCUAUAUUCUGGUUAGCAUAUAAAAAUCAAUAUCCAAAUUUUUAGUUUAAACAAUACCCGUUAUUGAUAGAUCUCGUAUUGCCGCCGGCCCAUCGCUCAGACAACAAACAUCGUUGUUAUGUAAUUAAAAUAACUAUCAUUCGAGCGAUUUUUAAAUAAUAAAUAUUAAUAUAAUUCACUAACACGAUGAGCGGCACGCACGAAGAGUGUGAAGAGUAUUACCGACUGCGGGCGUCCGAGAUCACGGGACAGUUGGCGUCGUGGUCGCGGUCUGCGGCCGUUCGGGACGAGUCGUUCGUGAAGCUGUUGCGGACCAAAAUCGAGCGGCGGGCGCGUCUCGCCGACGCUGUGGACCGGACUUCGCGGAACGCUGUGGCCGAAACACGGCUGGCACUCGAAGCUAACAACGAGCGCGCGGCAGCCGCGUCGGACAGAGCGGCCGCCGAGCUUGAGCGUUUCGCGGAUGAAUUGCGGCGGACCUGCUAUGACGGUGGCGAGGCCACAGCUGUUGAGUUGGACGCGGAGAACCAGCGACUUAGCGAAAUCAUAAAUCUGAGGCGUACAGCCCUUGAAAAGGCUACGGCCACUGGCAAAGCGGCUGGCGAUCAAUUGCGACAAGACCAGGCUGUCAACGACCGGAUGACGCGUAACUUGAUGACCACCGCUUUAGAGCCCCAAGAACCCGCAGCUUCGCAAGACAGUGGAUCUGAGGCGCUUAGUGCUUGCAAAGGCCGUAGUUGGCGACCGAUUUCGCCAGGACUAACCUGUCAACGACAUGACAGCGCAUAA
Molecule: messenger RNA, 898 nt
Organism: Rhopalosiphum padi (bird cherry-oat aphid)
Lineage: Eukaryota; Metazoa; Arthropoda; Insecta; Hemiptera; Aphididae
Exons: 1
Coding region: 296-898 (200 amino acids)
Source: RefSeq, a predicted model, not a curated record